AUGGAGAAUCCUCACCAACAAGCACAGAAUGCAUUACUCUCAAGAAUAAUCAAAAACAUGGAAAACCUUAAUGAAUCAAUGGUAACAGUCAACACAUUAUUACAAGAAACAAAUAGAAAUACAUUACAAACGGAGUCAUUGGCACAUAUGUGGGGGAAUUAUAUGAGAAAUGUGGAAUAUAAUCUCGAAGCUACUGGAAAUCAUCAUGAUAAACCGUUAUUGAGACCGACGAGGGCAGAGGAGGAAGGUGAGGAGGAAGAGGAAGAGGAAUAA
This is a messenger RNA of Hemisphaericaspora subhashii, 273 nucleotides long. RefSeq names its product Dad4p (gene DAD4). The transcript has 2 exons. The record is from RefSeq and is a predicted model, not a curated record. Gene Ontology annotation, cellular component: mitotic spindle; DASH complex. Gene Ontology annotation, biological process: attachment of spindle microtubules to kinetochore. NCBI's taxonomy places the organism in Eukaryota, Fungi, Ascomycota, Pichiomycetes, Serinales, Debaryomycetaceae. Bases 1 to 273 code for a protein of 90 amino acids.